Messenger RNA from Electrophorus electricus (electric eel), 2493 nucleotides. RefSeq names its product SUMO specific peptidase 3a (gene senp3a). Lineage: Eukaryota; Metazoa; Chordata; Actinopteri; Gymnotiformes; Gymnotidae. Gene Ontology annotation, biological process: proteolysis; protein desumoylation. The record is from RefSeq and is a predicted model, not a curated record. Gene Ontology annotation, cellular component: nucleus. Gene Ontology annotation, molecular function: deSUMOylase activity.
AAGAAGAGUGUUUUCGCUCUAAAGAAGCGCCAGGUCUCAAUGAAUGAGCCAAAAUUCAAAAUAAGCGUGAAUUUCUAUGUUGUUUCUAUCGCUCGCCGAGAUAAUACAUGCAAUUAUCACAUUGGAAGGCGACGCCAAGGGUUUUGGUUGGACGCUGGAGUAAAACGUCUGAGUUGCUCCUGUAAAAGUAUAACCUCUUGGCUCUGCCUGUGCUGUGAUAGUCCGGCGGCAGGCUGGCGCAGGUGGUGGGGUGCUCUUGGACCAUGAGAGACAGUGGUAGCGGGCUGGCUCAGACACACUGGUCCAAUGAGCUGACACUAACAGCAGGGGACGAGGGCCCCGCCAGCGGCGGGGGUGCCAUCAGAGGCGGCCAUCUUAUGGACCCCGUCACAGGCCACCAAGCCCUUAGACCUGCACAGCUCAAACUGGGACACAGAGAGGACAUCGGCACGUGGGGUACGGAGUACACAGUGCCUGAUGACGACGAGGACAAAGAUGAUGAAGAAAUGGAAGAGGAGGUAGAAGAAGUCGUCGACAAGGGCUUCAGGUGGAAUGAUGAAGGCGACGAGAGUUGGGGGAAGGCGGAGCCCUUGCUGCCUGCACAGAGGGAGGUAGGCCCCGUAGCCAGGAACUCGCCUCGCUACUCUACCCAGACUUGCCUCAUUGGACUAGGGAUGAGGAGGCUGGCUCGCUGGUGGCCCAGGGCUCGGAGGUGUGUGAACAUUCGCUAUCGUCUGGCCCAGCAGUGGCGCACCUGGCGCCAGCGGGCAAAGUGGGCGGGGACUCUAGGCUACAGGAGUGUCCGCAGGUGGAGCAGAAGCCGACGCCCAGAGCGCCAGCUGAGCCAGAGGCAGCCGGUGAGUGCGCUCACAAAUGGAGAGGCAGACGACUGCAGGGGAGAUGGAGGUGACAGGGGAGCUGUUGUGCCUGACCCACAUGGGGCCAAUGGGCUCCCAGCUGGGAAAGAGGGAAGUCAUGGAGCAAACCUGGCAAACCGGGAGGACCGCAACUCCCCUUCCGGGAUCCUAGCAACCCCACGCGACAGGCCCCCGCCUCAGAACCAGCUGAGCAGCGAGCACAUCUCUUGUGUACAAGGCAUUCUAGAUGAGUUCCUACAUCAGUAUGGGAGCCUGAUCCCCAUCCACGUGGAUGAGGUGGUGGAGAGGUUGCAGGCCAUCUUCAACGAGAGUUUCUCCAGCCCCCAUAGGAAAGUGAUGGUGCAACAUCUAAUGCAGUCCUACCAGCGCAUGUCUGGAACAGCCAUGAUGCGAGAAUUCCGCGUAAACUACAAACGUCACGUUCUCACCAUGGAUGAUCUAAGCACUCUCUAUGGCCAAAAUUGGCUUAACGACCAGGUCAUGAACAUGUAUGGGGAUUUGGUCAUGGAUUCUGUUACCGAUCGGGUUUACUUUUUCAACAGCUUUUUUUAUGAUAAGCUGAGGACAAAAGGAUAUGAAGGUGUCAAACGGUGGACAAAAAAUGUGGACAUUUUUCAAAAGAAGUAUUUGCUGAUUCCCAUACACCUGGAGGUUCACUGGUCUCUGGUGUGUGUGAACAUUCCUGAACGGACAAUCACCUACUUUGACUCCCAGCGGACUCUCAACCGACGCUGUCCCAAGCAUAUUGCAAAAUACCUGCUAGCAGAGGCAAUCAAGAGGGAGCAGAAGGACUUCUACAUAGGCUGGAAAGGCCUCUUUAAAAUGAAUGUGGCGAGGCAGAACAAUGACAGUGACUGUGGGGCUUUUGUUCUCCAGUACUGUAAGUGCCUGGCAUUGGAGCAACCUUUCAGCUUUGGCCAGCAGGACAUGCCCAAACUCCGAAGACAGAUGUACAAAGAACUAUGUCACUGCAAACUCUCUCUGUGAUGCCACAGGAGACUCUGGGAACAAGAAUGAGAAGAGGCCAUCUUGUAUCACUUCUCCAUCCGUGUCACUUUCCUGCCCCAUAUGUGGUGGACAGACAUGAGAGAGACUGUUUGUCUGGAGUGACUAUUCAUCCUUCAAACACAUCAGCUCUUUUUCUUUCUAUUUUUUAAACUCUUUGACUUUAAUGAUGUCCUCACUAUUUGCUCUCCAUGUCCUGCUGUUGGUUAAUGGGACAAAAUUCAAGAGGACAUCGUGUUUUCUGAUGGGGACGGGAUAAAAGAAACCUUCUCGUUGGUCUAUUCUAUUUUGUGCCAGCCAUCAUCUUGGCAAUUAAAAAAAAAAAUUCUUGUUAUUGAUGUCAGUAACCUGUAUGCUAAAUGGUAAUGAAAAUGUAGGGGUUGGGAAAAGACUUGCAUAUGUUAUAAAGAAAUGAUAUUCAUAUUACUAGAGGACAGAGUCAGUAUGGACCACGACACUAUAUUCUUGUUUUCUUUUGGUCACUAUUGUUUGUUGUUACUGUAUUUGUGUGUUCAAAGUGCAAAAUGAGCAGCUGUAAAUUAACUGUUUUAUAUCUUUUGAGAUGCAUACAAUGUUGUAAAAUGAACUAAUAAAAAUUAUAUAAACACUC